Messenger RNA from Lolium rigidum, 1949 nucleotides. RefSeq names its product 4-coumarate--CoA ligase-like 3. The transcript is spliced from 6 exons. Gene Ontology annotation, molecular function: CoA-ligase activity. The record is from RefSeq and is a predicted model, not a curated record. Gene Ontology annotation, biological process: ubiquinone biosynthetic process. Gene Ontology annotation, cellular component: peroxisome. Lineage: Eukaryota; Viridiplantae; Streptophyta; Magnoliopsida; Poales; Poaceae. Bases 1 to 1716 code for a protein of 571 amino acids.
AUGGAGGGCGCCGCGCAGGACCCGACCGCCACCACCUUCUACUCCGCCGCCACCGGCCUCUACGCCAGCACCCACGCUCCCAUCCCGCUCCCCGCCGACCCCGCCCUCUCCCUCGUCCCGCACCUCUUCUCCCGCCUCCCUCUCCACCACCACGGCCAGCCUCAUUCUCCCCCGUGCUUCAUCGAUGCCGCAACCGGCGCCUCUCUCACCCGCGCCGACCUCCGCCGCCUCGUCUCCUCCCUCGCGCACGGCUUCCGCCGAGACCACCACAUCCGCGCGGGCGACGUCGUGCUCCUCGUGCUCCCAAACUCCAUCGCCUUCCCCGUCGCCUUCCUCGCCGUCCUCGCCGCCGGCGGGGUCGCCACCACCAUGAACCCCUCCAGCUCCCGCGCCGAGAUCGCCGGACGCCUGCGAGACACCAAUCCCUCCCUCAUCCUCGCCUCCUCCGACAACGCGGCGAAGCUGCCGCCCUCCGCAGCCCCGGUCCUCGUCGUGCCGGACACCUUCCCAGCCGCGGAGGACGAGUACGCGCCCUUCCGUGCGCUGCUCGAUUCUUCCGCCGCCGGCGCCGGCGCGACCGACGAGUUCCCGUCCGCGGAGGUGGGCCAGGACUCGGACGCCGCCUUCCUCUACUCCUCGGGGACCAGCGGCCGGAGCAAGGGCGUCGUGCUCACGCACCGCAACCUUAUAUCCAUGGUCGAGCUCUUCGUGCGCUUCGAGGCGUCGCAGUACGCGCCACCUGCUUGUGACAAUGUCUACCUGGCCGCGCUGCCCAUGUUCCACGUCUACGGCCUCUCCCUCUUCGCCGUGGGCCUCCUCUCGCUCGGCACGCCGGUCGUGGUCAUGAGGAGGUUCGACGUAGGCGAGGCGCUCAGGGCCAUCCACAGGUUCAAGGUCACGCACUUGCCGCUCGUGCCGCCGAUCAUGGCGGCGCUGCUCAGAGCCAAGUCCGCAGGCGCCUUGUCGUUGGAGUCCUUGGUACAGGUCUCCAGCGGUGCAGCUCCGCUCGGCGGCAAACUCGUUCAAGACUUUCUCCAGGCUUUCCCACACGUCGAUUUCAUUCAGGGCUAUGGCAUGACAGAAUCGACGGCUGUGGGAACUCGCGGAUUUAAUACUUCAAAGCAUAAGAAGCAUGCCUCUGUGGGCCUUCUAGCCCCAAACAUGCAUGCGAAAAUACUUGAUGUGGAAACGGGCUUCUGUUUACCUCCAGGCUCUUGUGGGGAGUUGUGGCUCCAUGGGCCAGCUAUAAUGAAAGGUUACUUGAAUGAUGAAGAUACAGGCGCAAGAAGUGAUGGCUGGUUGCAGACUGGCGAUCUUGCUUACUUUGAUUCAUAUGGGUACAUUUACAUAGUGGGCCGUUUGAAAGACACAAUUAAGUACAAAGGAUUUCAGAUAGCUCCGGCUGACCUUGAAGCUGUUUUGGUCCAGCACCCUGAAAUUGUUGAUGUUGCUGUAACAUCCGCUGAAGAUGAAGAAGCUGGAGAGAUACCAGUAGCUUUCGUGGUGAGGAAAUCUGGAAGCACUCUGACAUGUGUGCAAGUGAUGGAGUAUGUGGCCAAGCAGGUGUCCCCGUAUAAGAAAGUUCGGAAGGUAAUAUUCGUGGAGGCAAUUCCCAAGUCAGCUGCUGGAAAGGUUCUGAGGAGGCUUCUCAAGGACUCUCUGACCCUUGAUGCUGCUGCUUCCAACAACAAGACCAAUCCCAGUUCAAGGCUGUAGCAAGAGGCUAGCAGCUCCGCAAAAUUGAUUGAGUGCAUGUGUUAUUUAUUGUGAUUUUUCUUUUUCUUUUUGUGAUAUAUGGAGUAUGUUGGUCCGCCAGGGAUUGGGAUUUCUGGUAGUUGUUGGGUACAAAUAGUACAAUACCAUCAUACCAUACCACCGUAGGAUGAAUUCUCGAAAAAAGUACUAUUUGAUGUUAAGUCAAACAAUGGAAUGCACGUGUGUUACUCCAU